GGGAGACCGGAUAUAGUGAAUGCAGAGUCCGGGGAGACCGGAUAUAUUGAAUGCAGGGUCUGGGGAGACCGGAUAUAGUGAAUGCAGGGUCCGGGGAGACCAGAUAUAGUGAAUGCAGGGUCUGGGGAGACCGGAUAUAGUGAAUGCAGGGUCCAGGGAGAGCGGAUAUAGUGAAUGCAGGGGUCCGGGGAGACCGGAUAUAGUGAAUGCAGGGUCCGGGGAGACCGGAUAUAGUGAAUGCAAGGUCCGGGGAGACCAGAUAUAGUGAAUGCAGGGUCCGGGGAGACCGAUAUAGUGAAUGCAGGGUCCGGGGGAGACCGGAUAUAGUGAAUGCGGGGUCCGGGGAGACCGGAUAUAGUGAAUGCAGGGUCCGGGGAGACCGGAUAUAGUGAAUGCAGGGUCCGGGGAGACCGGAUAUAGU
Staurois parvus is the source of this 421-nucleotide messenger RNA. NCBI's taxonomy places the organism in Eukaryota, Metazoa, Chordata, Amphibia, Anura, Ranidae. The record is from the annotation of a GenBank genome assembly.